Molecule: messenger RNA, 1209 nt
Organism: Spodoptera litura
Lineage: Eukaryota; Metazoa; Arthropoda; Insecta; Lepidoptera; Noctuidae
Product: trypsin 3A1-like
Biological process (GO): proteolysis
Molecular function (GO): serine-type endopeptidase activity
Source: RefSeq, a predicted model, not a curated record
UCACUUAGCGGUUAUGUUGUGUUAAGUUAAUUAUUAUUAUUCUUCUUUUUGUGCAGUAUGAGUGAUAUUUAUCGUGUUCUUAGUGUUAUUUGUGCUUGUUUGGUGUUUCAUCUUGUUCGCUGUCGAAAUGUGACAUACGUAGGCCGGUUGACACCAGACUGCGUGUCCAGCUACCAUAGGAUCAUACUCUCAAGACGAGUGCCUCCGCGAACCUACCUCUAUUUCCACGAGGCCAUGACACAGGACCAGAUGAACAGAGAUGGAGAAGAGCCGAAAGAAGAGGAUACGGAUGGGCAAGUUGAUCUCCAAUGGAGGAUAGUGGGAGGCAAACAGGUCUCCAUAAAAGUGGUUCCCUAUCAAGUUCUCUACGGCAUGUACUGCGGAGGCACUCUCAUCGCUCCGGACUGGGUCAUCACUGCUGCGCAUUGUAAGGACAAAGAAAAAUUCAUCUUAGCUGGAUCUACACAGCGGAGUCAAGCCACCAAGUACAUGAUCUGUGCUCACUUCAUGCAUCCCCUAUGGAACACCACGCACCUUCACACACACGAUUAUGAUUACCAGCUGGUCCUGCUGGAGCAGUCAGUACCGGUGACUCCCAACUCCCGGCCCAUAGCUAUAGGGAACGUGGAUGAUGUUAGAGAAGGAGAGAUGAUCACAGUCAGUGGUUGGGGACAUACUAAGUACAAGCAACGUGUGAUGCAAGACAUAGUGCGUCGAGUCCGUGUGCCGGUGAUGGCGCAUGAGAUCUGCAGGUCUCUCCCCCUCAUGAACUACAAAACCAUCACUCCGAGGAUGUUCUGUGGUGGAUACCUGAAUGGAAGCAAGGAUUCUUGUCAGGGUGAUUCCGGAGGACCAGCGAUUCUCCACGGCAAGCUAGUAGGGCUGGUGUCGUUCGGAGUAGGAUGUGCGAUGAAGGACCAGCCAGGAGUGUACAGCAACAUACCACUGGUGCGCAACUGGAUACGGCAGGUCACUGGCCUGCCACUCUGAGCCAUACGCUCUGAGUACUUAGUGCAGGUUUGUUUUACAUUAAUGUGAUCGACAAGUUUAUGACGUUCAGCGUUCUGAUUGGCUGCUCCACGUCACCUAACCAAUCAAACGGCUUAACGAGGUAACAUUUCGAUCGCGUUGACGUAAAACAAAUUCACACUAGCUACUCUGGUCGUUUUCUUCUGGUCUUGUUUUCUUUGCAAAUAUAUUUUGUUAGGU